AUGGCAGCCAAGUUUAUCCCGCGCCAGGCUUUCCCCAACUAUGGGUCCAUCCCGAGGUCCUAUUUCCUGGGCCACCAUAGGGCCGGCCUGAAGAAGAUGCAGAACAUGCUCUCUUCCAUUGAUUAUGUAGUCGAGUGUCGAGAUUACAGAGUUCCUGUUACUUCUAUCAACCCCAUGUUCGAAGAAGCACUGGGAAAGACACGGCGGUUGACCGUCUAUACAAAGAGAGAUCUGGGUGCUACAGCGGGAUCGAAUGCGCAGAAAUUGGCAGAAAAAACCAUUCGAACCUUCAAUAAGAACGGCGCUACAUUCUUCGUGAGCUCGUCCUCUCGGGCAGAUGUGGGCACAAUCCUAAAACACCUGCGGGACGAUGCAGAAGGACCGGACAAGCUUGUUGGAUGCCGGGUGAUGAUUGUUGGUAUGCCUAAUGUGGGCAAGUCGACGCUCAUCAAUCACCUGCGUAAUCAGGGUGUUGGGAAAGCUAAGGCGGUGCGGACCGGUGGCCAGCCAGGUAUCACAAGAAAGAUCGGGACACCCGUGAAGAUCAUCGAACGAGAAGGUGGCUCACAUGUCUACGUCUUGGAUACCCCUGGAGUAUUCAUGCCAUACGUGCCAGACGCGGAGAACAUGUUAAAGCUAGCCCUGUGCGGCUGCGUCAAGGACUCGGUCAUUUCCCCGGUCACGCUAGCCGACUACCUAUUAUAUCACAUCAACCUGAAUGACGCCGAGGUAUAUAAGCGAUGGUCUGAGCCAACAAACGAGAUUUUACCUCUGUUGAACAACUUUGCCCGACAUGCUGGUCUCUUGGCCAAGGGCGGAAUUCCAAACACCGACCUGGCAGCACUACACUUCAUACAAAAGUGGCGUGCCGGCGACCUGGGCAGGUUUAUGCUUGAUGAUCUGAAGGAGGAAGAGCGCCGUCUGCAAGAAGGCGGAGAACGAGAGAUACCCACCAGCUAUACUCAGGCCUUGAAGGCUGAGAAGCUGGGCAGAAAGCAACCCAAGCUGUAA
Aspergillus niger is the source of this 1011-nucleotide messenger RNA. RefSeq lists its product as uncharacterized. The transcript is spliced from 2 exons. Gene Ontology annotation, cellular component: mitochondrion. The coding region runs from base 1 to 1011 and encodes 336 amino acids. The record is from RefSeq and is a predicted model, not a curated record. Gene Ontology annotation, molecular function: GTPase activity; GTP binding. Lineage: Eukaryota; Fungi; Ascomycota; Eurotiomycetes; Eurotiales; Aspergillaceae.